Rhopalosiphum maidis (corn leaf aphid) is the source of this 4240-nucleotide messenger RNA. Its product is annotated as Y' element ATP-dependent helicase YJL225C-like. Lineage: Eukaryota; Metazoa; Arthropoda; Insecta; Hemiptera; Aphididae. The transcript has 5 exons. Bases 618 to 1934 code for a protein of 438 amino acids. Gene Ontology annotation, molecular function: DNA binding. The record is from RefSeq and is a predicted model, not a curated record.
UCGCGGACGCCGGUCGACCGUUCUCGUCGUCGUCGUCGCACCUCACACCACGUUCACACGCGCUCCGCACAACACUUCUCACGCCGUCGCGCGCUUUAUUUUAUCGUCGCGUCGUUUUAUCUGUCGGUCGCCCCGACGGUUUUCAUACGGAUUAUUAAUAUUAAAUAUUUUAAUUAUUAUCGUUGACGUCUCCCCUGUGGAAUAUAAAACUUUAUAAAUUUUUUUUUUUUUUUUGAAAUUUUCGUUCUCCCGCGAUAUUUUAGUGCGUCUUUUUGACCGUCACCGCUGUGUCAUUUUUAUUAACAAUUUUACAAACGUUUUGACAUUUUUUUUUUUUUGUAUUUUGAAUUAAUUUUAUUUUUACCUUUUUUGUGUUUACUCGUUUCGCGUUUACGGAACUAAGUCUUCGCCAAUCAUCAACGUCGAGGUGUUGUCCGCUGACAUGGUGCCAGAUACAACAACCGUUUGAUCAACCACGAGUCCUCUGCGAAUACACACCAGACCAUAUACGUAGCCGUCGUACCCGAGGAGUACGAGCAGCGAAAGGAGUAGCGGCCUGUUUAACGCCGAACAAAUCGUCUAUUGUUUUUGUAGUAGAAAAACGCAAUAAACGCGUCAUGGAGGUGGGUCUGAAGAAAGACUCGCCAAUCACUUACAGCAACGGAAAGCGCUUGUUCACCAUCGACCAGAAGGUGGACGCGCUGGUCCGCAUAAAGAUGACUGGCUGCUCGAAGGCCGAAGUGGCCAGGAGCUUGCACGUGGCCGAGUCCACGUUCCGCGGCUGGUUUAAGAACAAGGACAUUGUCAUGAAAGCGGAGGCAAAGUAUAACGAGAUGAAGUCCAAGUCUUCGUCUGCGUCGUCGGACGGCUACAAGUCGGACGAAAAUUCCAGAAAAUCGUUCUCUGUGGACGGUUCGGACAACAACUCGUCGACGUACACGGAUGAGCGCGAGGGCAGCCUGUCCCGGUUCAGCAGCCCGGACCCGUGCGUGACCAAUCCGAUUCGCCGCAGUCCCGAGAGACAUCAUCAUCACAAGCUUAAGCUCAAGAAACAACAGCAGAACACGUUGAGCUUGUGCAACAACAACAACAUCGUCGGCGGCGGUGGCUUGCUGGGCGGUGGUUUGUUGGGUGGCGGUCUCAACGCCGGCCUCAACGCCAGCCUGAACGCCGGUCUCAACGCCAGCCUCAACGCCGGGCUCAACGCAAGUCUCAGCGCCGGGUUCAACGCAAGCCUCAGCGCGAGUCUCAACGCGAGUCUCAACGCGAGUCUCAACGCCGGUCUCGGCGCGCCUGGACUAAACGGUGGCCACGUUCCUACAGGCCUGAACGGUGGUCUCACCCUCUCUCAGCAAACGCAACAGCUCCAGCAGCAAUUGACGCAGUUCACCAACCAAAACAUGCUACACCACAAUAUGCCGCCACUUGGCAGCCUCAAGGGCAGCAACGCCGCAGCCGCAGCAGCAGUUGCCGCCGCCGCCGCAGCAGCCGCGGCCGCGGCUGCCGCCGAUCGCGCGAAUCUCCGCCUCAGCCCAGCCGAACUCCAAUCCAAGAUCAAUAACUACUUUGGUCCGGGCCCGAUGAUGGCGACUUCGCUACCAGGUUCAGUCAACAACUAUCUCUCUCCAAAUUUUUCCACGGAAAAUUCCUACAACAAGUCGAGCAGUUUCAUCAACACCAUGGUGACGGCCACGCUGAUGGAGCCGCAGGCAUUGGACUUGUCCACGCACUCCAGGAAUAAGUGUAAGGAUCUCAAACCGUCAUUAACCACAACCGCGGUCACAAACACCACCACCACUACACAAACGAGCCCGAAAAUACUGAGGCACAAUUCUUACAGAAACCUGUACAAGCCGUAUAAUAGCAGGUGCACCGACGACAUCGUACAUACUAGACAAGGCAUUAACCCCAGGAACCCAUUGUGGCCAUUGUAAACCAAAAAGAAAAAACCUAAAAAAUACUUGUCGCCCACAUAUUUUCCGAAGAACUACAGAAGAUCAAACAGCAAAAGGACGACAAGUCAACCUAUCCGUUUCCCUAGAAUCAAUCUCCUAAGUUUUUUUUUAAAAUGAUCAAACACUACAUUAUACUGCAAUUAUUCACUAAUUUCCGAACAAGUUCAUUCUCAUAUAUAUGUAUAUAUAUUUGAACGCAUAUAUAUAUUUUAUGUAUUAACGUCGUAAUGUUUAUGAAUGUGUAGAUUUUUUUUUUUUAAACAUUUAAGACAGUGUCAGUUUUGUGUUUAUACAUAUUUAUGUGUAUGUACCUAAUUGUAAGGAAUAAUUUUAAUAUUUAACCGUGUACGUCUAUAUUUGAUACGUUCGUAUUAUAAUAAUACAAUUAAGUAUUCAAGAGUAAAUCAUUUUUAACAUAUUCUAUAGACAUUCAAUACGAACCAUACAAAUAUAGACAUUUAUUUAUUAUUAUAAUAAUCUUUUUUUUUUUUAUCAAAUUCUUUCAAAGCUAUAGACUAUAUAAAUUAUUACCAUAUUGUUAUUGUUGUUGUUUGUAUUCCUUUUCGUUUUUAACUAAAAUUGCAGGUAUUGUGCAGUUUAUGAUUAUUACUGUAGACGCAUUGUCUUAACCGAACAACUCAUCAAUAUGAUUUAAUUUUCACUAUUUAUAAUAAUAAAAACGUAUUACAUAGUUAAAAUACGAAGUCUAUGUGUAUAGAUAUAUACUGCUUGAAUCCUAAGUUUAGCAUUAUUGCAAUAUGUAACUGUAUUUAUUAUAUUUGUUUGUAAGUACAGUGUGACUAGUUCGCGGGUAUGCCGACAUGGGAUCGAGAGCCACCCGUGUACGAAAGCUAAUGUGUUAUUAUUUUUUAAAUUUGAUAUUUAUGAGAGCGAAACUCGUUUGCGGGUCGCAGGGUAGACCACUGGCAAGACGUACAUUAUUGUUUUGAAUACUAUUUAUAGAGUGUGCACACCAUAAAGUGUAGUUUGUUUUUGUAUGACUAUUAAAGUCUUACAAUUUUUGAAAAUCUCUGUAUACUUUCCAUCAACCAAUGACGCGCGUUGACGUUUUUCAGCUAAUGUAUUUUUCGCCACAAUGUUUUCAAUCUUCAACGUUUAACCAAAAAGUUUCCAUUACAUCUCACGAUCUCUUGAAAUGUUUAUAUUAUUAUACAUAAUUUUCCCGGUUCACAAAAUUAUUUGAUAUAUUAUUUAUGCAAUUUGUUUGUAUACAGACGGAUUUUCAGUAAAACUUUCUUAUACCUGUCGGAAUACUGUACAAUCAGCGAAAAGAAAACUUGUCGGUGCAAAAGUAAUUCGUACUCGACAGUGGCGCCGGAUAUAGACAAAGGCAUGAAUGUACUUAAUCACUGCAAUAUCAAUUGCAUUUUUUUUUUCCUAAAACCAUCAAAAGUAUAUUCUGUAAGAAAUUCAAUAACGUUAUACCUACCCACCUAUCACGCUUUUAGCAGAUACACAAACGUGUUUCGGCGCCGCUGCUGGUUCUCGCUCUUGGUCGGAAGUUAAGAUUUAGAUGUUAAGGAUUAUUUGAUCAGUCACAGUGAUGACAUGAACAUAUAUUAUAUUAUUAUAUUGUAUAUUAUGAUUUUUUUUUCUGCUGAAAACCCGCAAUAGUAUAUUCUGUAGGAAUUUUAAUAACGUUACCUACUCACCUAUCACGCUUAAAGUACAUACAUAUGUUUCGGUGCCAACACUGGUUCUCGCUCUUGAUUGGAAGUCAAGAUUUAGAUAUUAAGGAUUAUUUGAUUAGUCACAGUUGUGACGUGAACAUAUUUUAUAUUAUGAUCCAUGAGUGAUUUGAUGGCGAAUGGGAUAUGAUUACCUACCUAACAAAUAUAAUAUGAUUUCAAAAGUCUGUAUAUACAUGUUACUAUUGUACACACUCUCACCGCAUGUACAUAGUAUGUAUGACACAUUGCGGUUGACUGAAAAUCGCUAAGAUCGUCAACAUUAAUUUUAUAUUGUCUUUGAUUUCUUAUUUUUUGAAUAGCCUCUGUUUAAUAAAAUAUUAUAGCCCGACAAUUAUAAGAAUUGUCCUUUUAUUUCUCAAUAUAUGUUUAUAGGUCUUUUAGCUAAACAAAAAUUACACAGGCGUACCAGUGUGACUAUAUUAUCAAUAUGUCUGUGUCUGAUUAGCUAAAUUAUCUACUUUUAAUAUAAUCUUAAGCAUUUGUAUUUUUAUUUAUAUUUACCUACUGUUAAAACCAUUAAGGCUAGUAUUACCAUAAUUCACUCAUGUUUAUGUACAAUAUACAUUAUUAUUU